AUGCAUGACACUGUAGAAAGUCGACACAUGCAUGACACUGUAGAAAGUCGACACAUGCAUGACACAGUAGAAAGUCGACACAUGCAUGACACAGUAGAAAGUCGACACAUGCAUGACACAAUAGAAAGUCGACACAUGCAUGACACAGUAGAAAGUCGACACAUGCCUCACACUGGAGAAAGUCGACACAUGCAUGACACAGUAGAAAGUCGACACAUGCAUGACACUGGAGAAAGUCGACACAUGCCUCACACUGGAGAAAGUCAACACAUGCAUGACACACUAGAAAGUCGACACAUGCAUGACACUGGAGAAAGUCGACACAUGCAUGACACAGUAGAAAGUCGACACAUGCCUCACACUGGAGAAAGACGACAAAUCGUCAUCAUCAUCAUCAUCAGCAGCAGCAGCAGCAGGAUCGUCGGCUUCGUCGCUAUCGUAGUCGUCAUUAUCAUCAUCAUCAUCGGCAGCAGCAGCAUCGUCGUCUUCGUCACCGUAAUCGUCGUCGUCAUAGCACCAUCAUCAUCAUCAUCAUCAUCGGCGUCAUCAUCGUCGGCGUAA
This is a messenger RNA of Haliotis rufescens (red abalone), 561 nucleotides long. RefSeq names its product processed variable antigen-like. The record is from RefSeq and is a predicted model, not a curated record. NCBI's taxonomy places the organism in Eukaryota, Metazoa, Mollusca, Gastropoda, Lepetellida, Haliotidae. The coding region runs from base 1 to 561 and encodes 186 amino acids. The transcript has 2 exons.